Molecule: messenger RNA, 1590 nt
Organism: Diuraphis noxia (Russian wheat aphid)
Lineage: Eukaryota; Metazoa; Arthropoda; Insecta; Hemiptera; Aphididae
Product: cilia- and flagella-associated protein 45-like
Source: RefSeq, a predicted model, not a curated record
AUGAGUACAAAGUUAUCCGGUAAUGGUGUAGUGGAACCUAUUCAUUCGAAAAAAAAAGACAUGCAACAAUAUUUUACACCAUGUGAAGCGUACAAAUUAAACCGGAAGAAUGAAAACGAAAAGCAGAAAUCUAAGAUAACCGAUGAAAGCUCCAAACAUCAACCGCGCAGUGAUUUGGAUCAGUACAAAUUACAGAAGAAAAUAUGUAAGCUGGACAAAUUAGGUAAAUCGAUUCAGUCUUUACCGGGCAAACGGGUACUGGAUAGAAACACGUACAGUCGGUUAAAAAAUGCUGCUGUGGUGGUAACUAUGAAAGAACGGCAAAUGGCUAUUCAACAGCACAUUGCCAACGAAGAACGGCUUAAGGCUGAAAGCGAAGCUAGGAAAGAACAGUUACAAAAAUUUAACAUGUUUAAGACUAAAGGGCCAAAACUUGCUCAGUUAGAUGAAGAAGCUAACAAAAAGACAAACUAUCUACUAAAUAGGGCAUAUGAGUUAAGACAGGAACAAGAGUACGAAAUAAAACAAUGCAAUUCGUUAAUAUUGAGUACCAAAUGUCAUGCAAUAAGGUGUGCACAAAUUGAAGAAAAAGAACUUAUAAAAAAAGAAAUGAAGCAAGAACAACGCAGAUCGGAGGAAAUCAUGGAACAACAGCGUUUAUUGGCAGCUAAACAGUAUGAAAAGGCAGUAGAAGCUGACAGACUAAAAAAAAAAUUACAAGCAACAGAAAUUGUACAACAAAUGAAAGAAAAUGAGAUCACUAGAGAUUGGGAAGCUGCUAUAGCUUCAGAAGAUGCAAGGAUUCGUACAGAAGCUAGAAUUGAGGCUCAACGGGCUGAAGUGAUAGAUUACAAGAAUAAAUUGUUAAAACAAGCCCAGAUGAGAAAAGAAUUCUUACAAAUUAAUGCGCAACUCAAAGAUUUAAAAUCAAUUGAAAAAGAAUUAGGCAAAGUUGAAAUCCUGCAGAUACAAGCAUAUGAUCGAAAAAAGAAUGAACGGGAAAUGGCAUACGAAGAAGAGGCGAUGAAACUCAAAAUKUCUAAAGAAAAAGAAAUCGCCAAAAUUCAAGCAAAUCAAAAGGCCACACAAGAUUUUCAGGCCGCAAAGGAUGAACUAACCGCACUACGAACACAAGACAAAGUAGAACGAGAGUGGCGACGUAAGGAACGCGAAGAGGCUUUAAGAAAAAUAAAACAAAACGAAGAUUUGAAGGAAGCUCGUCGACAGCAAAUUGAAGGACAAAGAGAAUUUUAUGCUUUUGAAAUACAGAGGGAAAAAGAAGAGUUUGACAAAAUUAUUAAAAUCAACGUAGAGGAAAUGGAAAAAACCAAAGAAUUUGAUAGACAAACUAAAAUGAAACUCAAUGAACACAGGAGAAGUUUAYUGAAGCAGAUUAGUGAAAAAGAAUUGGAAAGAAUCAAGGAAAGAAAAGAAUUUUUCCAGGAAGGUAUCAAAUUCCAACAAACUGAAUCUGAUAGGGAAAAAUCAUUACGUAAAACWAUAAAUAAGAAAAUCGAAGGACUUAGGACACAUAAAUUACCAAUGAAGUAUAUACGAGGCGUCGAGAGGCAAUUAAAAUUAAGAGACUGA